This is a messenger RNA of Mugil cephalus (flathead mullet), 2688 nucleotides long. RefSeq names its product spire-type actin nucleation factor 2 (gene spire2). Gene Ontology annotation, biological process: cleavage furrow formation; polar body extrusion after meiotic divisions; Golgi vesicle transport. The record is from RefSeq and is a predicted model, not a curated record. Gene Ontology annotation, cellular component: cytoplasmic vesicle membrane; cell cortex. The transcript has 15 exons. Gene Ontology annotation, molecular function: actin binding. NCBI's taxonomy places the organism in Eukaryota, Metazoa, Chordata, Actinopteri, Mugiliformes, Mugilidae. Bases 160 to 2583 code for a protein of 807 amino acids.
AACCGGAGGUGGCGUGAUUUUUCCCGGCGUCCACCUUGACGUCGCCGCGUUAACGAGGCGCAGCUGCGGUACUUCGAGGAGACGCUCCGGAGCGGACAGGACACAAAUGGCCCCGGUGCCAUUUGCGGAGUGAAGAAUGGGCUCCGAGGCGUCGCAGCCAUGGCCAGAUCCACCAACAGAUCCAGCACCGAGGACGGGGACUCGGCCGUGACCGCCCCCGCGGACCGUGGCGAGGUCCGGGACCUGGCCGAGCCCCGGGAGCUGUCUCUGGAGGAGGUGCUGAAGUCCUACGAGCAGCCCAUCAACGAGGAGCAGGCGUGGGCCGUGUGCUACCAGGGCUGCAGCGGGCUCAGGGUGCCCCCCCCGCCGGCCGGGAGAGUCGGCCGGGUGAAGGACCCGUCCUCCAUCCUCCUCCACCGGGACGGAACCGUGUCGCUGCGACGGGAGCCCCGACGCGACGAUGAAGCCGACACGUCUCCUCUUCAACCUCCUCCAGAGCGUCAGGUGGUGCGGUCUCUCGGCGUGGCCAUCUACCGAGCUCUGGACUGGGGUCUGGAUGACAGCGAGGAGCGGGAGCUCAGUCCUCAGCUGGAGCGCCUCAUCGAGCGCAUGGCGUCCGGAGACCAGACCGGGGAGACGGACUGCGCCGCCGGGAACGGUACGAGCGACGAGGGCUACAGCGGACAGGAGGAGGAGGACGAGGACGAGGACGAGGAGGAGGAGGCAGCGAUAAGGCCCGUGUGUACGUUCCGCCAGGUGAUGGCGCUGUGUGCGUCUCGGCUGUCCAACCCGAGCCUGGCGCCGGAGCACUACCAGGCCGUCUGCAGGGCGCUGUUCGUAGAAACCCUGGAGCUGCAGACGUUCCUCAUCAAGAUCAGAGACGCUAAGGAGAUGCUGAAGAAAAUCUCCAAAGAGGAAGUUCUGGAGGACAGAUCCACGGCCGAGCUGGACGCCCUGAAACACAGAGACUGGGCCCGUCUGUGGGUGCAGCUGAUGAAGGAGCUGAGACAAGGCGUGAAGCUGAAGAAGGUGCAGGAGCAGCCGUUCAACCCUCUGCCCACAGAGUUCAGCCUCACUCCCUUUGAGAUGCUCAUGCAGGACAUACGAGCCCGGAAGUUCCAGCUCCGCAAAGUCAUGGUGGACGGAGACAUUCCCACCAGAGUGAAGAGAAACGCCCACGAGCUGAUUCUGGACUUCAUCAGGUCCAGACCUCCCCUCAAACCAGCUUCAGAGCGCAGCCUCCCCCCUCCUCCCCCCCAGCAGCAGUCCCUCCAUGACCGGGUCCUGGCUGAGAUCAAGAUGGAGAGGAAGCUCCGGCCCGUGGACCCCCCCAGCUCCAGACCGUUCGGCUCCCUGCCCUGUCUCGCUCAGACGUGUCCCUGCAACGUUAAAUCCACCUCGUGCAUCGACCUGUCGGUGUCGGAGCCCCGGCCGCCGUCCCGCCCCCGCAUCCUGCUGAAGGCCCCGACUCUGGCUGAGAUGGAGGAGAUGAACAUCUCUGAGGAGGAGGAGUCUCCAGACAACGGGGACCUGAGGAGGACGGAGAGCUCCCCGACCCCCCUGAAAAGAGACCGGUCCUUCUCGGAGCACGACCUGGCCUUCCUCCGGGGGGAGAUGCUCCCGUCUCUGUCGGAGUCGUCCCAGCUGGACUCGGGGGUGAGGCUGAGGGGGGAGAGGCCUCGGUCCAGGACGCUGACGGGAACCGGACCCCCCCCUCAUUACAGAGCCUCUUUCCCGGUUCACGGUUGGGCACCCCAAUCUCCGGCCCGUCUGUCUCUGAGUUCAGUUGACGAGACCACAGAGGGACCAGAGACGACGUCCCGCUCCAGAACCGGGGACGAGCACCAGUGGAUGGAGGAGUUCAGUCACCCCGUGGAGAGUCUCGCCUUAACGGUGGACGAGGUCAUCAACGUUCGACGAGUCCUGGUCAAAGCAGAGAUGGAGAAGUUUCUCCAGAGCAAAGAACUGUACAAUAACCUGAAGAAAGGGAAGGUUUGCUGCUGCUGCAGAGUGAAGUUUCCUCUGUUCUCGUGGCCGUCCACCUGCUUACUCUGUAAAAGGUCCGUGUGUGGCUCCUGCAGUGCAAAGAUGAAGGUUCCCUCCAAGAAGUUGGCCCACAUCCCCGUCUACACCGUGGGCUUCCACAGCACCCCGAAGAGCCACGGACACAAGAGCCAAGUCUAUAAGUCUCUGCGUAGCUUGUCCCGCCGCUCGGUGGAGGAGGAGUUCCCCCACCUCUACGCCCACGGCUGCACGCUGCGCGACGUCUGCGCCGAAUGCACCAAGUUCGUCGCAGACGUUAUUUCCUCCAGCCGCCGGAGCCUGGACAUCCUCAACAACACCCCCAAGAGGGAGGCCAGAGCCCCCCCCACCGCCACCGCCACCGCCUCCCCCCAGAGACCACAGCUACAACGCCAGCCCCACCUGGAGGACUUGGCCCCUCACCCUCCUCCCCCCCAUCACCACCACCACCACCUCCACCUUCACCACCUCCACCACCAUGUUGAUCAGCAGCGGCGGCUUCACGCUUCAUCACCGACUCCUUCACCGCUGCUACGUCGCAACGACAACAUCAACAAAUGACACUUUAUCCUUUAGCCUGAGCUCACUGUGCACAUCCACAGGAAGGAGAGGAAACUAGUUCCUUAAAGGCACCUGGGAGGGAGGAGGGGAGGAAGGAAGGAAGGA